AUGGCAGUGGAGAGGAAGGAGGUCGAGAGGAGGCAGCAGAUGAAGAGCCUCUGCGUCAAGCUCGCCUCGCUCAUCCCAAAAAACCUCUACUCCUCCGAGGAUGCUAUGACUCAACUGGGUAGCCUAGACGAAGCAGCCACGUACAUAAAGAAACUCAAGGAGAGGGUGGAGGAGCUGCGGCAGAAGAGAACCUCUGCACGGCUCUUGGCUGCUGCUGGCAUAGACGAGGCGGAGGAGGUUCGGCAGCACAGCGACGUGUCGAGCCUGGACGUGGUGCUGAUCAGCAGCCUGGAGCGACCCUUCAAGCUGCAUGAGGUGGCCACCGUGCUGCAGGAAGAAGGCGCCGAGACCACCAACGCCAACUUCUCCGUCGCCGGCACAUAA
Miscanthus lutarioriparius is the source of this 384-nucleotide messenger RNA. The record is from the annotation of a GenBank genome assembly. Lineage: Eukaryota; Viridiplantae; Streptophyta; Magnoliopsida; Poales; Poaceae.